Molecule: messenger RNA, 1198 nt
Organism: Eurypyga helias (sunbittern)
Lineage: Eukaryota; Metazoa; Chordata; Aves; Eurypygiformes; Eurypygidae
Product: glycosyltransferase-like protein LARGE1
Exons: 7
Biological process (GO): protein O-linked glycosylation via mannose
Molecular function (GO): glucuronosyltransferase activity; xylosyltransferase activity
Source: RefSeq, a predicted model, not a curated record
AUGGCAGUGUUCUCUGUGUUUGAGGUCUCCACAAUGGUUGAACUGUCUGCUGUCCCACACAAAGCAGAAGACAAUUUCUCCCAGAAGCUUCCAGUAGCGGAAUACACCAUCAUCUUCUCAGCACGGAGAGCUUGUGCAGAGAAGGAGAAGGGGGAUGGCAGGGGUCUUCUGCUGCCUGAUGCUGAUCCCACUGCUGUUGGUAUAAAAGAGACAUGCUUGGUGUGGUACAGCUCUGUCCGUGUCAGCAAAUACCAAGGACCAGUAGGAGUGAAUUUUCAGAGUGAAAUGGCAGGUGCUGAGAACCUGAUACACCGGCUGCAUUCAUUCAAGGGAGUAAUAUGUGGGAGGCUGUGGACUAUUUGCUUCCAACAUAGGAACAACACCGGGUCGGGAAUCUGCACUCCUGAGAGAAUGCUGGGAAUCUGUAGAGGGCGACGGAAAUUCCUGGCUGCCUCUCUGACCAUCCUUUUUGUCCCAGCCAUUACGUGGAUUUAUCUGUUUGCUGGGAGUUUUGAAGAUGGGAAGCCAGUGUCACUGUCUCCACUUGAAUCCCAGCCCCACAGUCCUCGGUACACGGCGUCGAGCCAGCGAGAGCGCGAGAGCUUGGAAGUCCGCAUGCGGGAGGUGGAGGAGGAGAACCGCGUGCUUCGCAAGCAGCUCAGCCUGGCACAGAGCCGCAGCCCUUCGCACCACCGCGGCAAUCACUCCAAAACCUACUCCAUGGAAGAGGGGACAGGCGACAGCGAGAGCCUGCGGGCUGGCAUUGUGGCAGGGAACAGCUCUGAGUGUGGACAGCAACCGGCAGUGGAAAAAUGUGAGACCAUCCACGUUGCCAUUGUUUGUGCAGGGUACAAUGCCAGUCGGGAUGUUGUCACGCUUGUCAAGUCUGUCUUAUUUCACAGGCGAAACCCACUCCACUUCCACCUCAUCGCAGACGCAAUUGCCAAACAGAUCCUGGCGACUCUGUUCCAGACAUGGAUGGUCCCUGCUGUGCGCAUAGACUUUUAUGAUGCAGAUGAGCUCAAGUCGGAAGUGUCUUGGAUUCCCAACAAACACUACUCUGGGAUUUACGGGCUGAUGAAGUUGGUUCUGACUAAGACUCUACCUUCCAAUCUUGAGCGAGUCAUUGUCCUCGACACAGACAUAACAUUUGCCACUGACAUUGCUGAGCUAUGGGCCGUCUUUCACAAGUUCAAAG